Molecule: messenger RNA, 2568 nt
Organism: Fusarium vanettenii 77-13-4
Lineage: Eukaryota; Fungi; Ascomycota; Sordariomycetes; Hypocreales; Nectriaceae
Exons: 6
Coding region: 1-2568 (855 amino acids)
Biological process (GO): glycine biosynthetic process; regulation of DNA-templated transcription; L-threonine catabolic process
Cellular component (GO): cytosol
Molecular function (GO): DNA-binding transcription factor activity; L-allo-threonine aldolase activity
Source: RefSeq, a predicted model, not a curated record
AUGGCAGCUCCCAAGUCCAGUCAACGGGCCAGGAAAAAUGACCCUGUGAUGACUGAGGAGGAAAGAGAACGAGAGAAGGAGGAGAAAAAAACGCGCAAUCGCCUUUCACAACAGGCGUUUCGUCGCAGGACUAAGGAGCAAAUCAGAGAACUAGCAAGCCUUCGUAAUGAACUGCAGAAAGAAGAAAGCGAGCGCGUCAAGGCCUACCAGCGAGAAAAUCGUCUUCUGCGGCAAAAGCUUGUACAGGUCCAGGCUGACCUGUCGAGGCAUCUUGCAUCGAUAAAGGCCAUGUGUAAUUCGGUUUCGGCGACGCUUGAUGAGGCAGAUGAGGAAGUUGUCUCUAUGACAGGACCCUUCUCCAGCACACCGACUCAGGGACUCUCUGUUUCUGGGCCAUCCUCUUUUACGCCUACGGUGUUUGGCCCUGCCCCUCCUCUCGAACCUAACUCUUUCGCCAUGCAGAACGCUGUCCCAGACGCACAAUGCCCAACGUCUGCCGAACUCGUCAACGGCGCCGGAACUAGUCCUUUCUACGCUCAACUGCCGGGAAUCUGGAGUCACAGGUACCAAAUGGGACCAGAGCCUUAUUUUGACGCCAUGAGUGCGACUCAAGAAGCGAGCAUGAUCUUGGGCAAGGACUUUCAUUGGACCAACUCGCCCUUUUCGGACCAUAUUCAACUUCUUCAGCGGCUUUUAUUAACAAAACUAAACGGUCUUGGCUUUGCGGCAGGCGGUCAUUAUCCGGUCCAGGGUAUCUAUCAACCCGUCCUCAUGGCUUUGUCUCUAUUCAAUAGCAUGACACGACCUGACGUCAUGGCCUGGUACGCCAAAACUCGCUUCUAUCACAUCAUCGAACUCACAGCUUGGCAAUUAUUCCCUUCCAUCGCGACAUACAACAAGCUGCACCCGAGAUAUCAACCGACCCCGAUCCAGCUGGAGCAUCAACACCCAUUAGUCAUCGACUGGAUACCCUUCCCAGCGCUCCGAGACCAGCUCGUGAAGCAUCAUUCGGCCAAUCCCGAUAUCGACCAGAUCUUUUGCGAUGCAGUGACGGGAUACGUGGUUGAGACGCCUAUGGCUACUCUUGUACAAGGAGCUCCCCUGGCCACGGCGUACAUCCGCGUUACGGACCUAAUCACGGCCAUGGAUGCUGACAUGCCUGGAAAUGAUGCGGCAAUGGCGACACUGCCUGCCCCUAACGUUGCGACGCUGUUCUCUUCUCCGGCAUAUGCCCGCGCCGCCUUUCGGAAACUCAACAUGGACAAAGGUGCUGGAUACUACAAGAUCGAUCCUGCGUUCUUUCAUAAAUACCCAGAACUACGUCCUGGGUCGGGCGACCUUGUAGCAAUGGGCAUACCUCUCAAACCCAAGCAGCAAAACAUCUUGACGUAUCCAAAACCUCUGGACCCGACGACCGUCCAGACAUACCGCAGCUUCAUCGACUUUUCCAUCGACGCCGCCAACACAAUCUCAUCAACAAGCAUCCCGGCUUUAUCAUUCAGCAAGAUGCCGUCCGAAGUCGCUACAACAGCUUUUCGCUAUAGCUUCACCGAUGACUACAGCGAGGGAGCUCAUCCAGCUUUGCUCAAGGCAUUGAUAGCCAGCAACGAAUCUCAAGAGACGGGAUACGGCCACGACACCUACUCCGACCUCGCCCGACAAAGGAUCCGCUUUCAUCUUGGCCGUGACGAUGUCGGCAUCUUUUUUGUGCCAAGCGGAACGUCAGCCAAUGCCAUCUCCAUCGCCGCGUGCUUGCGACCGCACGAGGCUGUCAUAGCUGCCAGUUCAGGACACAUCGUCACCAGAGAGACUGGUGCAGUCGAGGCCAGCGGACACAAGAUCAUCAACGUCGAGCCACGCAACGGAAAGUUGACACCCGAGUCGAUCGAACGAGCCCUUGAAGAUAACUGGCACUUUCCUCACAUGGCCAAGCCCCGGCUGGUAUACAUCUCUAAUGCUACCGAGUUUGGGACGAUAUAUACCAGGAGGGAGCUUGCUGCCAUCAAGCUGGUCUGCGAGGAGCGUGGGCUCAUCUUGUUCCUCGAUGGUGCACGCAUCGGGGCUGCACUUACGUCUAAAAGCAACGAUAUGACACUACAGGAUGUCAUGGAGUUGACCGACAUCUUUUGGAUCGGAGGUACCAAGAAUGGUGCACUCCUCGGUGAAGCUGUGGUGGUUAAGGAUGCCCAACUGGCAACCGACUUUGAGUUCUACGUGAAACAGCACGGUUCCCUACUCGCCAAGGGUCGCAUCAUCGGUGCACAGUUUGCAGAACUCUUCAAGGAGAACCUCUACUUUGACCUCGCACGGGGAGCUAACCUAGCAGCCGAGAGGCUCUCCAGGGGCAUCUCCAAGGCGGGAUACUCAGUGCACGCCGUGACGGAGACCAACCAGGUGUUUGCAGUCCUUCCUCUCGGCUUGAUAAAGAUGCUGCAGAAGCACUUUACGUUUUACGUGUGGGAGAAAUGGGGAGACGAUGAGGCGAUCAUUCGGCUGUUGACGACGUGGGCGACGGACUCGACGCAGGUAGAGAUAUUCGUUGGGCUGGUGAAUGACUGGGCAAAAUGA